AGAUUUUUUGAAGAAUGUUGGUAACCAAUCCGUUUUGGUGCCCAUUGACUUCCAUUGUAUGGCCCAAAAAAAACCCAAAAAAAACAACAACAACAACAACCACACUACCACUGAGACAUUUCUAAAAAUAUUUUUCUUUUACGUUCCACAGAAGAAAGUCGAUCAUACAGUUUCGGAACAAUACGAGGGUGAGUAAAUGAUGACAGAAUUUUCAUUUUUGGCUGAACUAUCCGUUAAGUGCUUAUCAAUUACAGCACGAGGAAAGGAGAGUCAAGUGGGAUUUCCUCAGUGAUUUGUUUGGUCUAUUUCCUUUGAACCGCAUACGCAGUCAGAACAUCUUGCUAAUUGGUUACUUCGCUAAUUAGUUUACGUGCUAUCUAGCUGCUUCCCAAAUGACAUAAAACAUUUUUUUUUUUUGGAGAGAUAGUAAAUCAACAUCAGACCAUAAACAGAUUUCCCGCAUCUGAUCAUUGAUCGGAUUCAUUUUCCGAGCCUCUGAAGGCAUGGGAACUCAAAGGUAAUGUCUAAUAUUAUGAAAAGAAAAAACCCUGUAAAUCCAUGCUGAAUGACUCACGUAUCGAUAUAUAUAAUUAACAUGUGAUCUAGCUAAAGACCACGAUCUAUCUAGAUAUCUAGCUGUGCUGAGUCUCAACUGGGUCAUCAACUAAACACAUCACAAAUAGUUUAAUAUGAGCAUAUUUAAAGUGUUUCAGGGUGGAGGUUUCCUUUCAUCCGGGUUUUUCUGUGGUAAAUAAACAUCCAGAACAUACAGGGUGCUGUCUUGUAUCUGUUGUGCAACACCGCCCUCUGUUGGACGAAUGCAUGAAUUUACGGUGCACUUCUUCAGUUUUAUCACCAAAUAUCAGUUUAAAUAUCACGUAAAGGAAACGCACACAAACCUUCAAACACAGCCUUAUCGAACAGAAGAUAUUUAAAGAAACGCUUUAUCAAUAAUUUUUUUUUAAAUAAUAAUAAAAAGGAAAGAAAUGUACAUGUGUGGGAUUUGCUAACAAGCAUUGGAAGCUUAGAGCCUCAGAAAAUACUGCUUGACUCAGCAACAACAUUUGUAAAAAUAAAAACAUAAACCACUUCCUUUUUUUUUUUAAAGAAUAAUUUUGUUAAAAAAAUUAAACAUACCAAUUGUAAUUAAUUUAGUCUGAUGCUGGUGUGGCGUGACAUCAAGCUAGUGUAUGUGCUGAGGCAGAAAGCCAUUUGACGUCAAAAUGGAGGCUGUUUUGUUUUCCCUCUGUCACGUAGCCUACUUUUAACAUCGUUAAAACCACAUAAGCAAAUCUCCAAUGUGACGUUUGAAAGGCUAAACUAGUAGCCAUCACAAUUAUUAUGUCCCAGAACCAAAAACAGAAGAAGAAUGACCUGCAAAACAAACAGGAACAAAAUGCUAACAUUCUGGAAACUUCCAUUGUUAGCUUUUGUCUAAUUGCCUUCCAGUUUAAAACUGAAGAAAUUUAAGACCCCCAAACAUGUCUCAUGACUAUUUUUGAUAGAUCAACUUUACCUUAACCUUUGUCUAUGUAGAACAGUGGUCAAAAACCCUGUUCCUGGAGCUCUACCUUACUGAAGACUUUAGCUCCAACCAUAAUGGUGCCCACCUGACCAUCUAAUCAUUGCCUCAAGAAAUUCUCGAUCAACUAAACCAGUUGUGUUAGAUUUUGGUUGGAGAUGAAACCUGCAGGAAGGUGGAUCUUCAGGAGCAGGGUUAGUGACCACUGAUGUAGAGUAACUAGUUUCAUUCCUGAAUAUGGUUUCCUUGACAACACACAGGAUGUUUGGUCCUGCAGCCUUGCUGCUAAUUCCCCAUAUUCAUUCAAUUGCACUAAUUAGUCAAUUAACAUCUCCCUAAUUAACACAGCUCUUUCUGAUUGGACCUUGAGCCUUUCAGGAUCUGUCUCAGUUCAGAUAAAGAAGCAGCACGCUAAGCUUGCUUGUUGUCUCUGUGUUUGGUGUGCUGGUUCCUAUCCUCGUCAUAUUUAGUUAAUUCCAGUCUGUAAGUAUUCUGUGGUUUUUUUUUUCUUCAGAUUUGAGUUUCUCUGAGUGUGAAAUAAUUCAUGUUCUCUGGCUUCUCCAGGGGGUUCAGCUUUCUGCAAGAUGGCCGACAAGCCUGAUGUCAGUGAGAUCUCCCACUUUGAUAAAUCCAAACUGAAGAAGACUGAGACUCAGGAGAAGAAUAUUCUUCCUACCAAAGAGGUAAUUGAACAGGAGAAGCAGAGUGACUCGUAAUGACUUGCUCCUGUUCAUCACCGAGUUCAGGUUACAAGGUUUUCAAGUUCUUUCCAUGAGCAAGAUGGCUUCUCAACCAGCAGAGCUACCUGAACAAGUUUCAAGUUGCUCCCUGAAAAUGGAUGGUGGUGAUGCUGUUAUUGAACUUGAAAUAAACUUGUAGACAUGCUGUCUGUGUUGUGCCCUUUCAUUAUGGUUUGUUUAUUUUUGAUUCAUUGCAUGAGCUUUGAUGACUCAUUCUGGUGGUACAAACAGCACUGGAAUGCUUGGCCUCCUGUUUGAUUUCAAAUUCAUGUUUCGCCACAUGAUAUGCAUGUGCUUAACGAGGGGAUGCAUUAGUUGUUGAGCAAACUGCUGUGACACGAGAAGGACCUGCACCAUCUUCUACAAUACAAAUAACCUUAUCUAAUAUCUUGGUUUUAACAGCAUCUCUAAUUGUAAGUGCAAGGAUGACCAAUUACUACCCUGGGGUGGCUGGGGCUUGGGUGGUAGAGCACGGUAUCCACUAAUGGUAGGGUUGUGGGUUUGAUUCCUGGCCCACAUGACUCCACAUGCUGAGGUGUCCUUGUGCAAGACACUGAACCCCCAGUUGCUCCUGCUGGCAAGUUAGUGCCUUGUGCUAGUGUAAGAUGCUUUAAGUGUGCCAUCUACCUGAGCAGUAUCAGUGACUGGUUAUUUAAGUGUUCUGGGAGAAACAUUCAAGGUGGAAAGAAGUGGUGGUACUGUAUUACUGUAAUGUAUUUUUCUUGCAUCAUGUCAUAAAAUGUUUACCACAAUAAACUUAAAUGAUUCAAGACCCACUAGGUUUUUAUACCCUGGGUGUAAAAGACCCACAAUGUUCCAGAGAAGCUGGA
This is a messenger RNA of Ictalurus furcatus (blue catfish), 3092 nucleotides long. Its product is annotated as thymosin beta-b-like. Gene Ontology annotation, molecular function: actin monomer binding. The transcript has 2 exons. The record is from RefSeq and is a predicted model, not a curated record. Gene Ontology annotation, cellular component: cytoplasm. Gene Ontology annotation, biological process: regulation of cell migration; actin filament organization. Bases 2107 to 2238 code for a protein of 43 amino acids. Lineage: Eukaryota; Metazoa; Chordata; Actinopteri; Siluriformes; Ictaluridae.